CACGUGAAGGGAAGAUGCUUCAACACCAAAUAUUUGCAAGACGAAGAACUUUUUGGAGUUUAUCAACUAGACUAACCCCAUUUUGUGUCUGAUAAGAGUGGUUUAUCAAAACUUCAUCAAGACGAAACAAAUAGCAGAUCGAUCGAGUCGAUUAAUCUAAUUCAGAUUAGUUAUUGUCAUCUUCAUCGCAAAAUACCACGUGUGUUGCGUCAAUUCAAGGUGUUUGAUUAAAUCCGUUUAUGUUUUUUUUAUGUGAUAACAGUGAUGGUGGCCUGCUCCUUCUGUUAAAAUUGAAGCUUGCUGGCACAGAGUUGCCUUUUUUGUAAUUUACGUCCGCUUAAACAAUGUCAGAGAAGUUUGUGUUGUUUUAACGAGCCACGUUGUGCCGCACAGUCAAACUCUGUGGCACGUGUUCGGUCAAUACUAUUGCUCAGAGCGCGAUCAGGUACGCACGCGCUGAUUGCCCCGACAGCCAGGCACGAGACUUUCCGGCGGGUUAACGGAGGACCAAGAGUGGAAGAGAUGGAGUUUGAGGAGUCCGGCAUUGGGGAGGAGUGCGGGGUUUUCGGAUGUGUGGCUGCGGGAGAAUGGCCCACACAGCUGGAGGUGGCGCAGAUCUUAACUCUGGGACUUGUGGCGUUACAGCACAGGGGUCAGGAAAGUGCUGGGAUUGUCACAUGCAAUGGAGCCAGUUCACCCACAUACACAACCCACAAGGGAAUGGGAUUAGUGAGCGCUGCAUUCUCACCCGAGGCUCUACAGAAGCUGCGCUAUGGUAACCUUGGUAUUUGUCACACACGCUAUUCAACUACUGGGAUCUCAGAGCUGCAGAACUGCCAGCCCUUUGUGGUGGAUACACUGCAUGGCAGGAUUGCUGUGGCGCACAAUGGAGAGCUGGUUAAUGCUCAUGCUCUGCGGAAAAAGGUAAUGCGCCAUGGUGUUGGCCUCUCCACCAGCUCAGACAGCGAGCUCAUUACCCAGCUGCUGGCACUGACUCCCCCUAUGGAGGAGCUGGAUGCACCCGACUGGGUUGCCAGAAUUAAAAAUCUGAUGACUGAGACCCCCACAUCGUACUCGCUGUUGGUGAUGUUCAAAGAUGUUAUCUAUGCAGUGCGUGACCCUUAUGGAAAUCGUCCCCUCUGCAUUGGCCGGCUUGUUCCCAUCUCCAAACUCCAUAGUUCAGGUCCUGGAGAGGAGGACACUGAGGGAUGGGUUGUGUCAUCAGAGUCCUGCAGCUUCCAGUCCAUCGGUGCCAGGUAUUACAGAGAAGUGUUACCAGGAGAGAUAGUCCAGAUAUCCAAGCAUGGAGUCAAGUCUCUGAGUGUUGUCCCCCGUCCUGAAGGAGACCUCCCUGCCUUCUGCAUAUUUGAAUAUGUUUACUUUGCCAGACCAGACUCUAUUUUUGAAGGGCAGAUGGUCUAUACUGUCAGGCAGCGCUGUGGGCGGCAGUUAGCCAUUGAGGCUCCAACAGACGCAGACGUGGUCAGCACUGUGCCAGAGUCUGCAACCCCUGCUGCGCUGGGAUACGCUCAGCAGUCUGGGCUGCCGUACAUCGAGGUCCUGUGUAAGAACCGCUACGUUGGGAGAACAUUUAUUCAACCAAAUACCCGCUUGAGGCAGUUGGGGGUUGCCAAGAAGUUUGGGGCUUUGACAGACAACUUUGCUGGCAAACGAGUGGUGCUAAUUGAUGACUCCAUUGUUAGAGGCAACACCAUCUCCCCCAUUAUAAAACUGCUCAAGGAAGCUGGUGCAACAGAGGUCCACAUAAGGGUCGCCUCUCCGCCAAUCAGGUUCCCCUGCUACAUGGGCAUCAAUAUUCCAACCAAGGAGGAGCUCAUUGCCAAUAAGCCAGAGUUUCAGGACAUUGCUGGAUACAUUGGUGCUGACAGCGUUCAGUAUCUGUCUGUGGAGGGCCUGGUAUCAGCCGUCCAGGAGGGAAUCACCUCCCUUCAAAACGACAAGAUGAUCAACUCCAGCAACAAGUCCAACAAGCUAGUGGGCCACUGCACUGCCUGCCUGACGGGGAAAUAUCCAGUGGAGCUGGAGUGGUAACUGGUGGACCACUGCAACAGCCAACCAUAGCAGCAGCACUGUGGAUUUCCCGCAAGCUCCGGAAGCUGAUAGACAUAAAUGAAAUAUUCUCUGUAGACUGGAAAACAAUUGGUCGGGCAUCUCUAUACUGUUAUCUGAGACGCUAUGAUAAAUUCACAACAGCAGGAUGUGCUUUCUUUUAGGGUCUUUAUCCUGCUCAGAUUGUUUGACUCAGGUUAGAAAAUGUUGAUGACAUCUAGUGGUUGCAGUCGCACUUUGCUGCAGGGAUGUUGAAAUCUGAGUUUACUACAUCUUGAUGUGAUGUGAUUACAAGUCACAUGGGAUAGCACAGCACUGAUGCUUUUGUUUUCGAAGGUCACCAUGUAAAUGUUUUUUCUUCUUCAGAUAGCUACGUUUACUUUCCACACCUUAACACAACAGGUGCAUUACAUUAUUUGCCACAAAGCAAAUCGCACAAGGCUAAUGACCAAAAAGUGAAAUUGCCUUUAUGAAGUGUACUUUUCUACUUUUACUUUACAUUAACCAUUAUACUUUCUUGUUUGGAAUCACACUGUUGGAUAUUGUUUUAACAUUACAUGAAUAUAUUUGAAAAGUUAAAUAAUAAACAGAAUAGCUGCAAUGUGAA
Molecule: messenger RNA, 2677 nt
Organism: Scatophagus argus
Lineage: Eukaryota; Metazoa; Chordata; Actinopteri; Scatophagidae
Gene: ppat
Product: phosphoribosyl pyrophosphate amidotransferase
Exons: 11
Coding region: 523-2052 (509 amino acids)
Biological process (GO): purine nucleotide biosynthetic process; purine nucleobase biosynthetic process
Molecular function (GO): amidophosphoribosyltransferase activity
Source: RefSeq, a predicted model, not a curated record